AUGGAGGCCAAUAUCAGUCCUGCAAUAGCAAACCCUAAUGCUUUGUCUUCCACUCGUUUUGUUCCAAUUAACUUCAAUCACUCACUGUCCGUGAAGCUUGAUAACAAGAAUUUCUUGAUCUGGAAACAACAAAUCGUCUCUGCGAUUCGAGGCUAUGGGCUACAGAAAUUUGUGUUUAGUGAUGAUGAAGUACCAGUUCAAUUUCUCACCAGAGAAGAUGCGAGAUCUGGAAAAGCAACUAAGGAAUUCCUCGAGUGGGAACAACAGGAUCAACUACUGCUCUCUUGGCUUCUCUCAUCUGUUUCUGAGUCAAUACUUCCUCGAUUAGUUGGCUGUGAUACAUCCUUUCUUCUUUGGGGACGAUUAGAGCAAUAUUUUGCGUCUCAGACUCGAGCCAAGGCGAAACAGUUCAAGACUCAACUUCAGCAUACCAAGAAGGGAGGUUCAACAAUUGAUGAAUAUCUUGCCAAGAUCAAGGUUUGUGUUGAUUCACUUGCAUCUGUUGGUGUUUCUUUGUCAACCAAAGAUCAUGUUGAAUCAAUUCUUGAUGGUUUACCCAAUGAUUAUGAGUCUUUCGUUACCUCAGUCAUUUUGAGGAAUGAUGAUUUUUCAGUUGAAGAAAUUGAAGCUCUCUUGAUGGCUCAUGAAUCCAGAGUUGAGAAGAACAACAGUUCUCUUGACUCCUCUCCUUCUGCUCAUGUUGCAAACUCUAACGCUGUAGAAAAAGGGAAUCGUUUUAAGCAAGAUUAUUAUGCUGCUAACUCUCAAGGUAAUCAUUCAGGUUACAAUGGUAGUUUUGGACGAGGUGGAGACUUUGGUCGUAGAGGUGGCUUCAAUGGUGGUCGUGGAUUCAAUUGGAAUUACAAUGGAAGAAGCAAUAGAGGUGGUUUUCGUGGUAGAGGAAACAGAGGUAAUUUUCAAGCAAGACCUCCUUGGAACUCUGAUAAUCAGAAUGAGAAACCAGCAUGCCAACUAUGUGGUAAAAUAGGUCAUGUAGUAGCACAGUGCUAUUACAGGUUUGACCAUACUUUCCAGGUACCACAGAAUCUGUCAGGCAGGAACCCUUCUCCUCGGGCUUAUUUCAGCUUUUCACCCCAAAUAAAUGGUGUUAUCCCAACUUCUGAAGCUUUUAGUGAUGACAAUUGGUAUCCGGACUCUGGAGCUUCAAACCAUGUGACACCUAAUCCUGCAAAUCUGAUGAAAAGUGCUGAGUUUGCUGGGCAAAAUCAGGUUCAUGUUGGGAAUGGAACAGUUUCCAAAUUUGCAAAGGAUAAUAAAGUAUUUUUUGAAUUUCAUUCUGAUUCCUGUUUUGUCAAGGAUCAGGUAACCCAAGCUGUUCUAAUGGUUGGGAAGGUGGAAUUGCAAUUUGAUUUAAAAAUCAAGUCCUUGCAAACUGACUGGGGAGGUGAAUUUCGUGCUUUUCAAUCUUAUCUUGCUGAAAAUGGCAUUGUACAUCGUGUUUCUUGUCCACACACUCAACAACAAAAUGGUGUUGCUGAACGGAAGCAUAGAACCAUAGUUGAACAUGGUUUAACUCUUCUCCAUACAGCUUCUCUUCCCCUUAAAUUUUGGGAUGAAUCAUUUAGGACUGUUGUUUACCUAUCAAAUAGGCUUCCCACUGCAGUACUUCAUCACAAAUGUCCCAUUGAAGUCUUGUUCAAGUCCAUACCUGACUAUUCCUUCCUCAAAGUUUUUGGCUGCUCCUGUUUUCCCAACUUACGUCCCUAUAACACCCAUAAACUUCAAUGCAGGAGUGAAGAAUGCACUUUUCUUGGCUAUAGUCUAAAACACAAGGGUUACAAAUGUAUGUCUUCUAGUGGUCGAGUCUAUAUUAGUCGUGAUGUCAUUUUUAAUGAAACCUCCUUCCCUUAUUCUAAAACUAUUCAAGCUUCAUCUUGUUUACCUUCCACUGUUUCCCCUUCUACUUCUCAUUUGUCUCCUUCAGCCUCUCCUCCAAUAUUGUCUCCAACAAUGCUGCCAGCUCCUACUUCUCCCAUUUCUUCAGCUAGACCAAUAAGUGAAAUGGAUAAUAUUGUUUCCACUCACCCACAUGCACCUAAUAGUGCUGAUACUACUCUAACACCUGCACAAGUUGUUUCUAAUCCAGUUGCUACUCCUGUACAACAUGUUAUCUCUUCCAUUGCAGAUGCAAGUGUGACUAGGACAAUUGCCAAGGAUGCUGAUAAUACUCAUCCAAUGAUUACUAGAGCAAAGAGUGGAAUUGUUAAACCCAAAAUUUUUAUUGCUGCAGUAAGAGAACCUUCAAGUGUUUCAGCUGCCCUUCAACAAGAUGAGUGGAAAAAGGCUAUGGUGGCUGAGUAUGAUGCAUUACAAAGAAACAACACCUGGUCACUAGUUCCUUUACCCGCUGGUAGACAAGCUAUAGGUUGCAAAUGGGUUUACAAAACUAAAGAAAAUCCAGAUGGCACUGUUCAGAAGUAUAAAGCACGAUUGGUUGCCAAAGGCUUUCACCAACAAGCUGGCUUUGAUUUUACUGAGACCUUUAGUCCAGUCGUUAAGCCUUCUACAAUAAGAGUUGUCUUCACCAUUGCUCUCUCAAGGAAUUGGGCAAUCAAGCAACUGGAUGUAAAUAAUGCGUUCCUCAAUGGAGAUUUGCAAGAAGAGGUGUUCAUGCAACAACCACAAGGGUUUAUUGAUGAGCAAAAUCCUAAUUUGGUUUGUAGACUUCAUAAGGCCUUGUAUGGUUUGAAACAAGCCCCACGAGCCUGGUUUGAGAAACUUCAUCAAGCAUUAUUGAGCUUUGGAUUUGUAUCCGCCAAGUCUGACCAGUCACUAUUCUUAAGGUUCACUCCUAGUCAUAUUACCUAUGUCUUGGUUUAUGUUGAUGACAUUUUGGUCACUGGUAGUGACACAGCUGCAAUUACUUCCCUCAUAGCUCAAUUGAACUCAGAAUUUUCCUUGAAAGACCUCGGGGAAGUACAUUAUUUCCUAGGAAUACAAGUUUCUCAUACCAAUAAUGGACUACAUUUAUCCCAGACUAAAUACAUUCGAGACUUGCUCCAAAAGACAAAAAUGGUGCAUUGCAAACCUGCCAGAACUCCCCUGCCCACUGGUCUAAAAUUGAGAGCUGGAGAUGGUGAUCCUGUGGAGGAUUUACAUGGUUAUCGGAGUACAGUAGGAGCUCUUCAGUAUGUGACCAUCACAAGGCCGGAGCUCUCCUUCAGUGUGAACAAAGUAUGUCAAUUUAUGCAGAAUCCUACAGAGGAGCAUUGGAAGGCUGUGAAACGAAUCUUGAGAUAUUUACAAGGCACUUUGCAGCAUGGUUUGCAUUUGAAGAAAUCAUCCAACCUUGAUUUAAUUGGAUUUUGUGAUGCUGAUUGGGCAUCUGAUUUGGAUGAUAGACGCUCAACCUCAGGCCAUUGUGUAUUUUUGGGACCAAAUUUGAUAUCUUGGCAAUCCAAGAAACAACAUACUGUUUCAAGGUCUAGCACUGAAGCUGAAUAUCGAAGUCUUGCAGGUUUGGUAGCUGAAAUCACAUGGUUAAGGUCAUUGUUGAGUGAGUUGCAACUUCCCCUAGCUAAGCCUCCUUUGGUUUGGUGUGAUAACCUUAGCACGGUUUUGCUGUCUGCAAAUCCUGUUCUUCAUGCAAGAACAAAGCACAUAGAGCUUGAUCUCUAUUUUGUUCGUGAAAAAGUCAUUCGGAAGGAGGUAGAAGUUCGCCAUGUCCCCUCAGCUGAUCAACUUGCAGAUGUAUUGACAAAGACAGUCUCCUCAACUCAAUUUAUUGAAUUCAGACACAAACUCAGGAUAGAAAACCUUUCUACCCUAAGUUUGAGGGGGGAUGUUAGAGAAGAUUAGUUAGGAU
Vitis vinifera (wine grape) is the source of this 3826-nucleotide messenger RNA. RefSeq names its product retrovirus-related Pol polyprotein from transposon RE1. The record is from RefSeq and is a predicted model, not a curated record. Lineage: Eukaryota; Viridiplantae; Streptophyta; Magnoliopsida; Vitales; Vitaceae. Gene Ontology annotation, biological process: DNA integration. The transcript is spliced from 3 exons. The coding region runs from base 1 to 3819 and encodes 1272 amino acids. Gene Ontology annotation, molecular function: nucleic acid binding.